Messenger RNA from Didymella exigua CBS 183.55, 1107 nucleotides. RefSeq lists its product as uncharacterized. The record is from RefSeq and is a predicted model, not a curated record. Lineage: Eukaryota; Fungi; Ascomycota; Dothideomycetes; Pleosporales; Didymellaceae. The transcript is spliced from 3 exons. The coding region runs from base 1 to 1107 and encodes 368 amino acids.
AUGGCUGAACCAGCAACGCAAGAGUGGCCCGACCACCGCCUGAAAGUCAUGGUGCCCAUUUGGUCACUGUUGACCGUCAGCACAGCUUUCCUGGUAUGGAGGAUUGCUUACGGUAUCAAGAGUGGACGCAGAUUCUUGGCAUGCGAUUAUCUGCUGAUCGUGGCCUGUUGUCUCAACAUUGCAGCGACCUCGCUGACGCAAGUGAUCAUCGGUCUUGGCCUUGGACGACACAUAAUGGAUCCCUCUGUGCUUCCGAACAUGCGGCAGUACAGUUAUGUGCUCUGGAUCGAUCAAAUCCUCAAUGUCAUCGCGGUGGCUUUUUUGAAAUGGUCUAUUUGUGCAUGGCUGAUGAUACUCAACUUUUCCAAGACAUACCAAGUGAUCGUCUGGCUAUCGAUUCUUAUGGUCACAGCUUUGAACUUCCUGGCACCGGUCUUGACAUUUCUCGGCUGUGUACCUCUCGAGAAGAAUUGGAAUUUCGCAUAUCAGGGCUCAUUCAAGUGCUGGGCGGUAGGAGGUCUCAAACUCUCAUACACCCAGGGCGUCUCAAACAUUGUUACCGACAUUGUUUACAUGGCCGCUCCUUUGGUCUAUCUGUCGAACGUGCAGCUAUCGAGGAGAACGCAACUUGGCAUCCGUGUGGUGUUCUUGCUGAGCAUCCCGGCUACGAUAUGCUCUAUCUUCAAGACCAUAGAGCUUCACACAAUCUUCACUUCUCGAGACCCAACCUGGGAUGGUAUGAAUAUCACAAUCUGGUCUCAGGCCGAGCUGUCGCUAGGGAUCAUGAUCGCCUCCUUGCCACCGCUGCGCAAGGCGUUCAUCAGUAUCUUCCAGCGCAUCUUACCUUCUACAACGACCAGCAGUCGCAAGACGCCAUACUCUGGUCAAGGGUAUGGUCAAGGCCGCAGUGCAAACGGAAAUAUUAUCAUGGACAAUCUCAAGGGGAGUAAGGCGUACCACAGCCAUUUACAUGGCGAGUCGGUUCUGGAUGCGGACGACGACAGCGACCGUGCUAUCUUAGAGGAAGAGCCACAUAGAGGGCCUGGCAUUUUGAAGAGCAUGACUGUGUCGGUGGACAAAGCAUCAGUUAAUUCGAAUAGAGUGUAG